Pygocentrus nattereri (red-bellied piranha) is the source of this 2317-nucleotide messenger RNA. RefSeq names its product secretogranin II b (gene scg2b). The coding region runs from base 152 to 1939 and encodes 595 amino acids. NCBI's taxonomy places the organism in Eukaryota, Metazoa, Chordata, Actinopteri, Characiformes, Serrasalmidae. The transcript is spliced from 2 exons. The record is from RefSeq and is a predicted model, not a curated record.
UGACUCAUCCGGUAGAGGCUGCACUGUUUAAAGCCAGAUAAGAUCUCAUCGAGCUCAGUUUGGCUCAGGCUUUCCUCCCAGACAGGAGCUCUCGGUUCAGAUCAUUGGCGCCGUUUAUGCUGUAAUUGUGAGUGGAGCGUCUCUCAGAGCUAUGGCGCUUUCCCUUCGUAAGCUCUCCGCGGGAGAGGCCGCGCUCCUCCUCGCCGCUCUCCUCCACUCGCUCGCCGCCGUGCGCGCGGCGUCCCUCCGCCACCACCGGCUGCGCGAGCCUUCCGCGUACGCGUCCCCGAGCUCGGACAUGGUCAAGGCUCUGGAGUACAUCGAGAGCCUGAAGCGGCGCACAGACGGCGCCGCUGAGGCGCCCACGGGCGACUACGACGAGGUGGACAAGUUCCGUCUGCUCGUGCAGCUCGCCUCGCUCCGGGACGAGGACGCCGCCCGCUGGCCGGACGGCGGUGCGCCGCAGUGGGUGCGCGCGGCGCUCCGGGCGCUCGAGCAGCAGGCUGGUGAGGGUGAAGGAGCGGUGGGGGGCGAUCGGCGCGCGCACAAAAGCAGACGGCCACCGACGGCGACCGACGACGCGGAGGGUCUUGCAGGCGAAUACGGGGGCGUGGUGAGACCUCAUAAGAAGUACCCGCUCAUGUUCGAGGACGAGGAGAACGCGCGGGAGGACAAGCGAGCCACGGAGGACCUGGACGAGCAGUACACGGCGCAGAGCCUCGCCAACAUGCGCUCCCUGCUGGAGGAGCUCGGCAGGCUGCAGCACAAGCGGGACAGCGAGGACGACGGGGACCAGGACGACACGUACCGGCUACGGGACGUGGCGUACGAGGACGUGGCCGGCGGAGGCGAGGAGUGGGUGCCACUGGAGGAGCAGGUGGAGACAGAAGAGCUGGUGAAGGGCAGCCGCCAGGAGCUGGAGCGUGGAUUGGCGGACAGCAAUGAGGAGAGCGAGGUGGUGGCAGAGCCACAGCGACGCAGGGCUGGAGAGCGAGGGGAUGUGGAUGAGGGUGAUGAUAAUGAUGACGACACAAAGCUUGUGGACUAUUACCUGCUGAAGGUGCUGGAGAUGACUGAUCAGGCACGGAAACGGGACCUGCAGGCAGAGGGUAUAAGGAGACACCCACUGAGCUCAAGCUUGAACCUGAACCGACCCUCCUUGCUCGACCCUCGCGCCAUCAAGCAGUUGCUGUCAGCUGUGUCCAUGAAGCUCCAGGUUCCUCCUGAAGAUCUUGUGGGCUUGCUGUUCAUGGAGGAGACGAGGAAGCAGCAGCAGCAACGUCUGCCCGAGCCACAGCUGGCAAGGAAACCCACUCAGCAGCAGCAGCAGCCUCGAUACCGGAGUCGCGUGAUCAAGUACUACAGCGGGCGGCAGCCUGAGGUCACAGUGAGCGAAGGGCCCGUGGACAUCAAGACUGAAGAACUACUCAAGGCUCUCGGACUGGGCAACACAGCAAGCAAGAGUGCCAGGUACUUCACCAAGCCAAGACCGUACAAGACAGCCAUGUCCAGGUACUUCACACCAAGUGGACGGCGGGGCAGCCUUUUUGCUGCAUCGGACAUGAAUAGGGCUCCCAGCAAGAGGAAAGAUGAUUACGACGAUGCAGUCGAUGAAGACGAGGUGGCCACCUUCCUCGCGGCCAAACUACUGACAGAGUACCCGGACGAGGAGCACAAGAGGGCAGUGGACUCACGAUUCCCAUAUGAGGCGUACGAAGAGGCCAUGAAAGAUUACUUUGAGCAGGUGGACACAGGUAAGAGCACGCCAACUAAGAGAGACACACAGGGGAAGGAGGUGUUGGAGGAGGAAGAGGAGGAGGAAGUGCCUCAGAAGCCACCAACGGAGAACGGAGUGUCAGAGCAGGGUGACCAGCAGCCCCAGGAGCCUGUAUCUGAAGGGGAGAAAGAGCACCGUGGCAAACUAGUGGCUGGGAUGUAGUGGGUAAGAGGAAAAACCAACAUCUCCUCCCCAUCCCUCUGCCUGAGGGACAUGCCUAUACCCUCCUCAAACUUAACGUUUCAAGUGCUUUAGUUUUCAUGAAACUCUCUGAGAUGUAAAUAAUAUCAUAUUUAGACAUGCAAGAGUAAAUGGCGUAUCGUCUGCUAUGGGUUAGUGGUGUUUAUUCAUGUUACGUUUGUUAGUAUGAUGUCCUCUUAUCUAUUGAGCACUACGGAGCUUGGUAUGGUCCUAUCGUACAAGCUGUAUCACUAUUAGACAAAAAGGUGGAUGGUGGUACUCGUUUCUUAACCAUUUUUGUACGUGUUCUGAAGUGUAUGAUGACUCUGAGAUUAAUAAAGCAUUACCGUAUUAUUUUUC